CUUAACGUAACAGCACAUUCGGCAGAGUGACUGUUUGUGAAAGAGGUUGAGAAAAUUGCUGUGGUGACAGAGGAAGUGAGAGCAAAAGUGAGAGAGAAAGAGCUAAGCAUGCAAAGGAAAGCUGGGGAGGAUCUACUCGUUCGUAACAAACCUAUAAACCUUAAAAGCAUGCUUUAACUUUGUAUGGAAGGAGGGCUGGAGGUGGAAGUCAUUUUUGGAGGUCAUGGCAAACACCAAUAUGUCUUCAAACUGUAUGAAUGACACCCAGUCUAACAUUGGCGAACCACAGACGUUUCUGUUUGGCACACUCAUGUCUGUUCUUGUUCUGAUCAUUGUCUUUGGCAAUGUGUUGGUGAUUACAGCCAUUGGCCGCUUCCAACGACUUCAGACCGUCACAAACUGUUUCAUCACGUCACUUGCGUGUGCAGACCUGGUCAUGGGAUUAGUGGUGGUGCCUUUAGGCGCCCUUAACAUCAACCUUGGCAUUUGGCACUUCGGCAGAUUCUGGUGUAAUUUCUGGACAGCCACUGAUGUUCUGUGUGUCACGGCCAGUAUCGAGACGCUCUGUGUCAUCGCUAUGGAUCGCUACCUUGCCAUAACAUCCCCCUUCCACUACCAGUCCUUACUGACGAAGAGAAGAGCUUGCAUCAUUGUGCUUCUGGUGUGGGUCAUUGCUGGGCUCAUUUCCUUCCUACCUAUCUAUAUGGGCUGGUGGAGUGAUAAAGCAGCAGAAUGCUGCUUACAGAAUGUUUACUGCUGUGACUUCAUCACCAAUCCUCCCUAUGCCCUCAUCUCAUCUAUAAUCUCUUUCUACAUCCCCCUGGUGAUCAUGAUUUUUGUCUACAGCCGCGUCUUCCAGGAGGCAAGGAAGCAGCUGAAGAAGAUAGACAAAAGUGAGGGACGAUUUCAUGCUCAAAACAAUGGCAAAAUACACGAGGUUGCAAGCAGCCACUGUGAGGCAAGGACCGCCAAGAAGCCCAAGUUCUGCCUGAAGGAACAUAAAGCUUUGAAGACUUUGGGCAUCAUCAUGGGUAUAUUUACGCUGUGUUGGCUCCCAUUCUUUGUACUACAUGUAGUCGUGAACAUCAAUAUAGGUUUAAAAAAAAUGGGCCAUAUUGACCUUAUAUACAAAAUCUUAAACUGGAUAGGUUACGCUAACUCAGCAUUUAACCCACUGAUCUACUGUAGAAGUCCAGAGUUUAGGUAUGCUUUCAAGGAGAUUCUAUGCCUUAACAGGUCACGUUACCCUAAUGUUAGGCCAGUCAAUGGAUAUAUAUACAGUGGACACAGCUGGCAAAGUGACCACCGAGGGCGAAGCAAAGGCAGCUCAGAGGACAGUGACCCAGCUGAGAAAGAGGGACGCAUGUCAGCAGAUAAAACAGACUCUAAUGGGAACUGCAGUAAAAACCUUAUGAGUGUGUUGUAAAUCACCUUGCGAGUUCUGGAUCGUUCUACUGUGACCUCUCAAUGUGUCACAUAAGGACUGGUUAACCCUCCUCUGGUAAGUGACCAAUAGUAAGUUUGUGUCGGACAAAGGGACAUUUUUAAACAUUUGUUUUUCUCAUCUACCUCAUAGCUUUCUCUUAGAUUCACUUGCUCUAUCAGCUCAUUUCACCACUCAAAUAGGUCUGUGCUAAAAAAAGUAGUUUCAGCUAAAGAAAAAUACAAACUAAAUGCUAAACAUGUUUAUCAUUUCAGUUUAUCAAUCAAUUUGUUUUUCUUUGAUAGCAUUGAAAAAGAACUUUGAAGUGGAUGUUCAGUAAAGGGAACUCCCUCCUGAGUCAUGUUUCUGUCGUCUUGCAUAAAGUGAGGAACUGAGUUUGAGUUUGAAAGAAUAUUUUCUUGCAUUAGAUCAACAGAUUAAAUCAGGUAUAGAGGUUUGAAGCAUUUUCACUCUAAUAUAGUUACAUUUGGAUGCAAAUAUUAAAUAAUUCAGACUACAACAAGCAUUACUUCAUAAGUGUCAGGUUCAUGUCUGUAAAAAAAAGUCAACACAUAAAAAUUCUUAACCUGGCACUGCUCUGUUCUAACUAGUCUAGAGUACAUCUAAAAAUGUCUAGGUUAAAAAUGACCCAACUGGUAACUCAGCACAUAAACAAAACCUCUUACCACAAUGAAAGAGGAAGAGAAAACGCAUGUUCAUACCAGCUUUUUUAAGGAAAUUGUUGAAUUAUAGUUCUGUCUUUUAGUCAUGUAACUGCUUAAGCAGUGUCUCCUUAGAUGAGCUAAUGCACAAUAUCGUAUUCUCACUGCAUAAACAAAUUCUCUAUCUCAUGCUUAAACUGUGUAUGAUAACAGAACUUCUCUGGUGGCCUGUUUUGAUCUGUGUUAUGUCAUUUCGCAUCCCUCAGCAGGCACAGUUCAGAAUGCUGCCAAAUCCAAAUUAUUCACCAUAGGAAUGUUCUUAACAUUUUCCAGUACAAAUGAGCACAGUCCGUCAAGCUUCUGUGUAAAUCCCUGAGAUUCAGUGUUUAUCAAAGUCAUUAUGUGACUCCCUCUCAAAAAAAAAAAAAAAAAAACAUUAUCUAGAAAGAUAAAUAAAUUAGGAGGCAUUGGGUUUCCUGUCAAACUCAGCUUAUGCAUGCAGUGCAAAGCACACAGCAAUGUUCCUGUUUCUCUCUCUCACUCACAUUUAAUCUAAAGUUCCAUGCAUAUCAAAACUGUCACUGUGGUAAACUGUUUCAAUACUUGUCAGUGUUUGUGAACUAUUAAUUUAGGGCAAGUGUCUCUCUGUUACUGUGCAGCUUGUUUAUGCGGUCGAGAAAUGUGAACUUUGCUCUUUAGGAUAUCUUUUCGUAUUUGUUGUGGCUUUUUGUGGUCUUGAUUGAUUUUAUGUGCAAAGCAAAAUGCUUUGAGGAUUUCAAACAUUUCUACACAUUAACUCAUCAUGGAUAAGCUGAUAAAAUAAUAUUGUUUCACUGAAGCAUUACAUCCAAGUGCAGUUUAAAACCAGCUUCUUAAAAGGGUGCGCUCUAAAUCUGUCCAAUAUUUUACAUUGUAAACAUAAGUCAAACAUUGUCAAUGUAUAUGUAAAUGUUAGAGAAAAAAACUAUGGGGAUUAAAAGAAUGCUCUGUUCACUGUAAACACUGGACUACCAAGCAACAGCGUGCAUGUCCUUUUUCAGUAAAUGAAAGUGAAUGUGACAGCUUGGACAGAUCUGUUAACACUGCACCCUUCUGGGAAGGAUUUUCUCUGCAUGUAGAUCACAGUAACCUCCCAUGUGAAACUCUGACCUGUACCACCUUGUGCUGAAUGAAAUAUUUGUGCAAUCUUUGCUUUGAUUGUGGCAAUGUGAUUUACUGUUGUGUUAGAAGUUUAUAUUAAUACUGCCUUCUCUGUGGACACGCUUAACCAGUUGAGUAAAGUGUUUACAUUUAUAAAUGUCUUUCAGUUAGACAUGGGUCACAAAUUAUUGGCGUGCAAAUUGCCAUGAAUUGCACUUUCAUCUUAGUAAUUAAGCAAUGCUCUGGAGUUAAUGUCAUGCUAUAGACAUCAUAUUGAUGUCACCUUCAGAAUUGAAUGUGCACUAAGUUUUUAUUUUUUUUUAUUUUAAGUUUAACAAAUACAUACAAAUUUGUAGAGUUGCAUCCCAAAAGACAUUCUAUUUUAUAUGAGGGAGGUCUACUUUCAAGGUGGCCACCACUCUGAAAUCACAUGACCAACCAAAUACUUCUUAUUUUAUCUUCUUAUUUGAUAAUUUUAGUAAAAUAAAUUAAUCAUGAAUAACACAUAUGGCUCUGUAAAGGCAAAUUAUGCAUAUUUAUGCUUUAGCAUAAUUCUGCAUUAGUGCAAAUAUGUGUUACAAAUAUCCAGUGUCAUACUGGCCAGUGAAAUAGAAACAAAAAAUUGCUUAGUGCACAUUAUAGUCCAUCAUCUGUGUCUGUACAGUUGGAAAAACAUUUCAUUUCAUAGUCACCCUUGGUCUUAAAAUGUUAUGCUUAACAGUUUGAAACAGACAUUUUGGAAAGCAUAAUUUGCCUUGGAGGAGAUUAAUUGUCACAUUUGUAAGUACAGACACAGUGUGGACAGCCUCUUACUGAUGCAUGAACAUGUGAUAAAAAUUCCUUGAAUAUUGCUUUAAUGAUAUAAAAGCAGAUUUCAAAUUCAUAAUGCAAAUGAACAUUUGGUAGGCAAAAGUUCAAAGAAAGCUUCCCACUCAACAACUUUUUUAGACGUGCUUAAUUCAUGGCAUGUGCACUGUAUAUAAUGUUGUUCCAGUUUGAUGUUUACCUACAUUUCCUUGAGCUACUUUCGCACAAGAUUUAUCACUGUAUUGUUGAACUACAGUGAAGUACGUUCAACUAUAUUUGUCUCUAUUAGUGGUAUUUAUGAAAUACAAGUGUCAUGUCAUUUGUAUUCUGUAAUAAAUGAUGUAUUUAAUGUA
Carassius auratus (goldfish) is the source of this 4385-nucleotide messenger RNA. RefSeq names its product adrenoceptor beta 2, surface a (gene adrb2a). Lineage: Eukaryota; Metazoa; Chordata; Actinopteri; Cypriniformes; Cyprinidae. Gene Ontology annotation, molecular function: beta2-adrenergic receptor activity; norepinephrine binding. Gene Ontology annotation, biological process: norepinephrine-epinephrine-mediated vasodilation involved in regulation of systemic arterial blood pressure; positive regulation of MAPK cascade; adenylate cyclase-activating adrenergic receptor signaling pathway. Gene Ontology annotation, cellular component: plasma membrane. The coding region runs from base 224 to 1426 and encodes 400 amino acids. The transcript is spliced from 2 exons. The record is from RefSeq and is a predicted model, not a curated record.